CAUGCGCAUUUAGCACAUUAUCGAAAGACUUCCGGGUUCGCUUUUUAAUUUCAGCCAGGGAUUCCAACGUAAAUAAUACGGAUCUUCCAACAUACCACAUCGAAACCAUAAAGUUGGUGUUAUCAGCGGUUUUAGUCUAUGUUAGAUUUUUCUAGGAUCAUGUUUAGCUCCCAAACAUCGUCCUUCCAAGAUUCAAUCGACGUGGAGGAGAGAGAUGAUUUUGAGAGCGAAGAAAUUACUGGCUACAGCCCGAAAAUACAGUUGAAUUGCUACUACACCAUCUAUCUUUAUCAAGGCACAAGAUCUGAGACUUCUGGGGAAAAUGUGUCAUGGAACCAGAGCCGAGCCGACUCCACGACAAGUCAGGAUGACUUUAGCUUGACACUAAUCGACAGCAGCCUCCCAUCGGAGGCAGAACCAGACCUGCAAACCUAUAUUUCAAGGAGACUGAGCAAAGGAGCACUGCUUGGAAGUAUGGGAAACAUUGCCACAGUGGAACUCAGUAUUCCAGAGCAAGCAGUUGGCUGCUACUGCUGUCUCCUAGAGCAGGAAACGUCUCCUGAACUGCCGGAUGCUGACGGAGAUGGAUAUGUCAUCUGUUUAAUGGGGGGGUCUGAAAAAGGGCUAAACUUAUUUAGAUUAGAGCUUGAUAAAUACAUCCAAGGCCUGCGUAGCAGCCUGCGAACCCCAGAGCUGAAAAACCUUGAGACUGAGGUGCGACCCUAUCUGGUCCAGUGGUACGAGGAGUCUGUGAUGCACAUUUAUCGAGUGGUGAUGCUGAUGCAGAACAACAUCAGCUUCUUGCUACAUGCUGCUCUGAGUCAGACACAUGUGGAGAUCAUCAAUUCAGAUGAGAGGACAAAGACUGAUGUGUGCAGGUUCAUCAAAGCAGCCAGUUUGCAGGGCUUGUCCCAGCAAGACACCACAGCAACUUCUCUGUGCAAGCCCAUGUCAGAGGAAACACAAUCAGAACUGAUUAUUGACUGCUCCACCAGCCCACCCACACUCACCAAUUCUGUCAGUAAUCGUUUCUGUGAUGACUGGAUUCAGGCAUUUCUAAACUCUGCAGAGCGUUGCAAUCCCUUCCUUCUCAGGCAGAUUCUGGAAAACUUCAAACUUAAGGCUAUCCAGGACAUGAACAGCCUGAAGCGAUUUGUGCGACAGGCAGAGAUGAGUCACUACGCCCUGUUUCGCUGCUACCAGUUCCUACAAAGCUGUGGAAAUGCACAUGUGUUGCUGAAUAAUUCCAGGGCAGAGCACAGUGAUCUGCCUGAAGCCUGCAGCGUAAUUAUUGUCCUGGAGGAGUUCCUCAGGGAACAGGCCCAGGCCUGAUUCCAUUACAACAUGAUUUUGUCUGCGCUAGCAUACUACCAAACCCUAAACACUACAGCUUAUGGAAAACAUUCAGUGUCCUAAUACAAAGUUUGCCAUGUUGAAAAUUUGAAUAUGUUACGGCGGACACAUAUAUAAAUCUAUGAAAAGUAGGUUUCUUAUGCUGGCACUAUUCUUGCCUCAGAUCACCAUAAAACACUGACAACAUACUAACACUUAGCUUUCUUUAACAAAUAAUGUUUUGUUAAGUCACUGUCUUAAAUGGAAAACUGCGCCAUUAGUGCACGUUCAGAUCGCCAGAAGUCUCAGGUCGGACCUCCCGCUGUGAGCUGCGUGCCUGUUUGUUCCUCCCUCAUACGCCAUUGUGUCAUAUCAGUUCACAUUUCACAGAUAAACAAUGGACAGCAUAGUGUAUUUUUUAACGCUUUCAGUUUGAUGAUGGCUUGUAGAAUGGUCCGAUCAAACCCCCGCUCUUUCAAAAGGUUCUUGAUAUUAGAAUAAAUCCCUCCUACACAGAGCCCGAUAUCUACCACCGAAUCUCACGGUCUUACCAGUGCGCUGUCAUGAUGUUAAAAAAGUCUGAGAUGUGGCUAUAUAAGCUGUAUAUAAACAAAGUCGCACAUGCAUUCCCUGAUCAGUCCAAUUUCCUAAACAUGGCUUAGGGCUUAUUCAGUAUGCGCUUCCAUUAACGAUUGUGUAACAACACACAGGCGGUCCAGUGAACAAAUCAGAAAGUACAGGCAGAUACAUCAACGCCAGAGCGAAAACCCAGGUUGACGUGGCAUUCCUGUUCACAUCAAAGCUGAGCCGAUAAAAUCCCGCCCGAGUCUAAGUCGACAACUUACAUUAAUCUUAUACCGAAUUCAUUUCAUAAAGAAUUCAUCUCAACAAAAGCUUCUAUUCACAGAAGUGAAAUUAUCUUUUGUGUAUUUGAUGCCCAAAUGUUCUUUUAUUCUGUAUUUUAUUUAAUUGUACUGGUUUUAUUCUGGCAAGAAAUUUGCCAGAAUUUCCCAAAACACUUUUGCAUGCUUUUACGUAUUACUUGGUUUGCUUACAUUUCAUCCUAAUAUCUACACUACUAAAUUGCUUAGAUUUGAUGAAUAUUGGUACUGUUUGUAUAUGAUGUAUGUCUAGGAAAUUGAUAUUAGAUAUCUGUUCAACACUAAGUCAUAUAGUGUAAUUUUUGCAUGUUGUGUAGAUUCUUUAUGGUUACAGAUGUCUUCACUGACUUCAUGAGAGUGGUUUGGGUACUAUAUCAAAAAUAUGGAGUGAGAAGAACAUUUCUGACUAUAGGAGGUUUUAUGAAAUUAAUACUGGUAGGCUUAAUUUUUUUAAUACCCUCCCUAAAUAAUAAAAGUCUAAAGUAUAUAAUACAGCAAGGUAAAUGCUGGUAUGUACUUAAACUGUGAACUAUGUGAUAUGUACAUGAGUAAUUUUGCUAUUGUGGGCAAUUGUGUAAAGCGAUACACAGCAUGCAUGUGUAUAUUAUGUAGUACUAUAUAGUAUGUGUAUGUCUGUACAUGUUCUCUGUAGUUACAAAUGAUUGUUUAUAAUGAGCUGAAAUAAAUGCUACAUAACCUC
This is a messenger RNA of Mugil cephalus (flathead mullet), 2913 nucleotides long. RefSeq names its product chromosome 20 C17orf75 homolog (gene c20h17orf75). Bases 139 to 1332 code for a protein of 397 amino acids. The transcript is spliced from 10 exons. Gene Ontology annotation, cellular component: trans-Golgi network. The record is from RefSeq and is a predicted model, not a curated record. NCBI's taxonomy places the organism in Eukaryota, Metazoa, Chordata, Actinopteri, Mugiliformes, Mugilidae.